Messenger RNA from Linum trigynum, 3173 nucleotides. The record is from the annotation of a GenBank genome assembly. Lineage: Eukaryota; Viridiplantae; Streptophyta; Magnoliopsida; Malpighiales; Linaceae.
ACAGCAGUCCUUCUAAACCAGACACCCUAUCAUCUUUUCUACAAUCACCCACCUGACCUCACAGAGUUAAGAGUUUUUGGAUGUCUUUGCUAUGCCUCCACUCUAGCCAAUCACAGAACUAAGUUCCAGCCUAGAGCUAGGAAAACAAUAUUCAUAGGCUAUACCCCUGGCAUCAAAGGAUACAGGCUCUAUGAUCUCACCACUCAUGAAGUAUUUACUUCACGAGAUGUUAUAUUAUAUGAGUCAAAUUUUCCCUUUCAAGAAAUGGACCCUGAUGAAUCCUCAAGCUCUCCAUCAGAUCUUUUAUUUCCUCUCCCAUCCCCAGACUCAAAUCUUGUUCAUGAAACCACUUCAAUCCCUACCAACACUACUCCCUCCUCACCUAUAAUACAUUCUCCUUCUGACCAAGACACCAAUCCUUCCCCACCUACCUCUCCUCACCAUCAUACACCUGCAUCACCAACCAAUUCCUCUCCACCACCCUCCCCUCCAAACCCACCUCCUCAACCACAUCUCAGACGAUCAGACAGAACAAUCAAACCUCCCUUUCAUCUCAUCAAAAAUUACCACUGUUACCUUGCAUAAGGCCCUAGCAGCUCCAAUCACCUCAACCUGCAACAGAUCCAAGACCACAUGUGCUCUCUAUCUUCCAUGAUUUCUUACAACAAUUUAUCUGAUCCAUUCAAAAGGUUUCUAUUAAACAUUUCCAGUCAUCAAGAACCACAAUCAUACAAAGAGGCUUCUAAGCUUGAUGUCUGGAAUCAAGCUAUGCAGCAUGAAAUUCAAGCUUUAAUAAAAAAUCAUACUUGGGAUGUUGUUUCUCUUCCACCAAACAAGAAACCAGUUGGAAACAAAUGGAUCUACCAAGAUAAGUUCUUAUCUGAUGGUUCUCUGGAAAGACAUAAAGCCCGGUUGGUUGCAAAAGGAAAUACACAGCAGGAAGGCAUUGAUUUCCAAGAUACAUUUGCUCCUGUAAUCAAGAUGACUACUGUCAGAACCUUCUUAGCCAUUGCUGCUCUCAAAAAUUGGCACAUUCACCAGUUGGAUGUAGACAAUGCAUUCUUAAAUGGUGACUUAGAAGAAGAAGUCUACAUGACAUUACCUAAAGGAUUCUCACCUCCUCCUGACAUUCCCAAUCCAGUUUGCAGGCUUAGGAAAUCUCUCUAUGGCCUAAAACAGGCAUCAAGACAAUGGUUCUCCAAGCUCACUGACAAACUCCUACAGGUUGGCUAUGUGCAAAGCAGAUCACUCACUCUUCUUCAAAGUCACAGACACUACCUACACAUGCAUUCUCAUCUAUGUUGAUGACCUGGUUUUGGGAGGCAAUGAUUUGAAUGAAAUUCAAGCAUUAAAGCAAGUUCUACAUUCAGAAUUCAGCAUUAAAGAUCUUGGCAACCUAAGAUUCUUUCUGGGCAUUGAAGUUGCAAGAAGUAAGACAGGCAUACACCUUUCCCAAAGAAAGUACACGUUGGAUAUUCUGGAAGAAGCCAAUAUCAUUAAUUCAAAAUCAGUCACCACUUCUAUGGAUUACAAACUACAUCUCAGCAAUGAAGUUGACAUUCCUUUUGAGGAUCCAAAACACUACAGAACAAUAGUUGGGAAGCUCAUCUACCUCACUACCACUCCCCCUGACAUUAGUUUUGCUACACAGCAACUAAGCCAGUACAUGUCCAACCCAUCCCUCACCCAUUACAAGGAUGCUCUUCGAGUAUUGAGGUACCUGAAAACAACACCAGCUACAAGUCUUUUCUUCCCAUCCCAAGGUUCUUUUCAUCUUAAAGCAUUCACAGAUUCUGACUGGGUAGCCUGUGUGGAUACAAGACGAUCCACAACUGGGUUCUGCAUCUAUUUGGGUGAUUCACUCAUCUCAUGGAAAAGCAAAAAACAACAUAUCGUCUCAAGAUCCUCUUGCGAGGCUGAGUAUCGAGCUCUGGCCUUUACUUUUUGUGAAAUCCAAUGGUUGCAGUACCUUCUCCAAGACUUCCAGGUUCCUUCCUCAACACCAGCAUCCUUGUAUUGUGACAAUCAGAGCGCCAUUCACAUUGCCAAGAAUCCCACCUUCCAUGAGAGAACCAAGCAUAUCGAGCUCGACUGCCACUUUGUCAAGGAAAAGCUCCAAUUGGGAACACUCAAGCUCUUGCACAUCUCCUCAGCACAUCAAUUGGCAGAUCUCUUCACCAAACCACUCUCCCCUGCACCAUUUCUUUCCCUGCUCUCCAAGCUUGGUGUGCGAAACCUCUGCCCACCAGCUUGCCCGGGGGGGGGGGGGGGUGUAACAGAGUGAAAUCAAAUUUCAACUGUCAUUUGGCUAUCCAUCGUCGUUUUGUCCUCAUCACAGAAGUAAUGCCGCUGCGCUGUCGUUUUACCAUCACUGAAGAAGAUCUACUUGCUCCGAUGCGUUUUAUCCUUGUUCACUGAAGACGCAGUCGAUGCGCUGCCGUUUCCUUCUUUCUUCUUUAAGCUGUACUUUCUUUUACUCCAAGUCAGACUUGGUUUCGCUUCCAAGCUACCAAACAAUGUCCAUGGAAGCUUGUCUGUUUGUAUGGUUUGCUAAGCCUAUAAGAGGCGGAUUUGAUGAAUGAGAAAGCAAGAACUAGGUUUUCAGUCUCUCCAUCUUAUUCCUUUGUUACUAGGUUAGUUAAGCCAGCUUAACUAACUUCUAAGGCACCUCUUAGCUAGAAUUAUCAUUAGAAGCUGUGUUCCAUCCAGAAUGAACAUUUGUUCAAACUCCUAAUAACAGCUAAUUCAAUACCAAAUUAACUACUUCUGUUGCAUGGUACUUGAUGGUGGCAAGUAUAUGAUCAGGAAAUUUGUUUAUCUCAUAGAAGGAUUUGGGUAGUGAUCAUAUUGGUGGAUGUGUUUGAUUCCAGGAGAUAUAAUCAUAUGGAUUGCUCUCAAUGUACGACGUGGCUGUAAAUAUACAUGGGUUUAGUAUAUGUUUUCCGGCGAGGAAAAACUGGUGUUUGAACUCAAUAAAUGCACCUUGACUUCUUGAACAACGAUUAAUAACACGGUUCACUCCUCUCCGAACAAUGUUCGAACGAGGGUGUUUGAUAUUUUUUUAUGGUUUUUUGGGAACAAGCUACGUUACUCUACUCCUAUGGAGGUUCAGUGAGAGCUCCGAAAAAACUAAAAGGGAAGUUGCAGAGAAAAGAUAAAUUUUGACAUGUGUU